Molecule: messenger RNA, 507 nt
Organism: Hydractinia symbiolongicarpus
Lineage: Eukaryota; Metazoa; Cnidaria; Hydrozoa; Anthoathecata; Hydractiniidae
Exons: 1
Coding region: 1-507 (168 amino acids)
Source: RefSeq, a predicted model, not a curated record
AUGGAGUAUGUGAAAAAUCUAACUUAUGAGCAGCAAAAACAGCUGAAAGAUAAUCCAAAUCAAAAUUUUAUACCUUGGCGUGUAGUAUGGAAGCCCAACUCAGUAACAACUCCAUGCCGAUUAGUAUUCGACGCAUCACGACCAACCGAUACCGGAAUUAGUCUGAACGACAUACUCGCCAAAGCAUCAAACAAUAUGAAUAAGUUGGUCGAAAUCGUUAUUCGGCGGAUGUCACACAAAAUUGCAUUUCAUACUGACAUCAGGAAAAUGUACAACACAGUGCGUCUUCACGAAUCUCAUUGGUGUCUUCAACGCUACAUCUGGCAACAGGAUUUAGACAUUACCAAGAUACCUGAAGAAAAGAUCAUCAAAACACUAAUCUAUGGUGUCAAGUCUAGCGGAAACCAAUCGGAGAGAGCUUUACGAGAAACUGCAAAAUUAUCUGCAGACGAAUACCCGGAAGUCAACCAAAUUGUGCAAAGGAUAUAUAUGUUGAUGACUGCAUAA